AUGCUGAGACCUGAUGGCAACCCCAACUCUUCUCCCAGCAAACCAAAAUCAGGUGGAAAUGCAGAAAAGGCACGGCAGUCGAAGGCUCGAAAGCAUGCCUUACAAAUGCAAGAGCGAGAGAAGAAACGCAAACGGAUUGCAGAACGAACGGAGGCAGAAGCUACACCAGUCGAGACGAUUACAAAAACAGGUAUAGGACUAUACCUAGAACCAUGUGUAUGCAGAUAUUGUGGAGAGGAUCUGACGAAUUCAGUACACAUUCGGUGCGUGGAGUGUACCGAUGUGCCUAUAUGCAUGAAAUGCUUCGCAUCAGGGAGAGAACCUGCGACUCAUAAGCGGACGCACAGUUAUCGGGUCAUCGAUGUGGCUUUCAUAGCGCCGUUCCAGGAGAGCUGGAGUGCCGAUCAAGACCUCGCGCUACUGAAUGCAAUAGAUAAAAACGGUGUUGCGGAUUGGGGGUCUGUCGCCAAAGAAGUCAGGGCCAAAGUAAG
Molecule: messenger RNA, 491 nt
Organism: Sphaeroforma arctica JP610
Lineage: Eukaryota; Ichthyosporea; Ichthyophonida
Exons: 3
Biological process (GO): chromatin remodeling; regulation of transcription by RNA polymerase II
Cellular component (GO): nucleus; SAGA-type complex
Molecular function (GO): transcription coactivator activity; chromatin binding; zinc ion binding
Source: RefSeq, a predicted model, not a curated record